Messenger RNA from Penicillium argentinense, 621 nucleotides. RefSeq names its product ankyrin repeat domain-containing protein. Gene Ontology annotation, molecular function: protein binding. Bases 1 to 621 code for a protein of 206 amino acids. The transcript has 2 exons. The record is from RefSeq and is a predicted model, not a curated record. NCBI's taxonomy places the organism in Eukaryota, Fungi, Ascomycota, Eurotiomycetes, Eurotiales, Aspergillaceae.
AUGGAGCAGAUAUCGAUACGGUCACAGAUAUGGAUUUCCCGUCUCAAAGAGGUUCCCCACCUUGCAGGUGCGGCUUUGAACGACGGAAAGGAAACAGUGCGGUUUUUGCUCCAGAAAGGCGCCACUAUCGACAUUGGCGACCCUUCCGAAUUUACCAUCGUUUCGAUUCACGGCAGGAUUGGAAUGGCGAAACUGCUGUUAGAGAACGGUGCCAACAUCAAUCAAUUGAGCCAGAGCCGGGGUACUGCUCUGCACGCGACAGCAAAAAAUAUGGAUCUGGAAGUUUUACAUUUCUUAGUGGACAAUGGAGCUAAUAGCAUCGCAAUAGACGCGAAGGGCAAAACUGCUCUCAAUUAUAGCGUGGGGGUUUGGGAAGACAAAUUUGUCCUCCAUAUGGCUUGCUUUGAUGGCGAGGAGGAGGUCGUUCAGACCUUGUUGGAGAACAGUGCAAAUAUCAACACACCUCGGCAUGUAUACAAGUAUAUCGGCCCUACGUUGACAUAUUCGGUCACGCCUAUAUACGUUGCUUCAUCCCUCGGUCAUCAAGAAGUCAUCGAUGCUCUGUUGGAACUCUGCAUGCGUGCGGAGCUAUUUGCAGGCAGGCUUGAGUGUGAUGGGUGA